Molecule: messenger RNA, 3673 nt
Organism: Neoarius graeffei (lesser salmon catfish)
Lineage: Eukaryota; Metazoa; Chordata; Actinopteri; Siluriformes; Ariidae
Gene: twist3
Product: twist3
Exons: 3
Coding region: 150-740 (196 amino acids)
Biological process (GO): regulation of transcription by RNA polymerase II; developmental process
Molecular function (GO): protein dimerization activity; RNA polymerase II transcription regulatory region sequence-specific DNA binding; DNA-binding transcription factor activity, RNA polymerase II-specific
Source: RefSeq, a predicted model, not a curated record
CUGGAAACCAGAAGGUGGUUAAAACUGAAGCUGACUGAAGGAUCAACAACAGGAUUUUGAUCUUUAGGCAGUAAAUACACAGAGAGAAACGGUGAGUGGUGGAUCAGGACCAGAGGAAAACAGAGAUCAGAGACAGAAGACCAUCUGCCAUGAGAGAGGAGGACAGUUGUGGAGAUUUCCCCAAAGGUGGAGUGAUUCCCCGGGAAGAGGACGAGGAGCACCGCAAUAAUAAAUGUCCUGUUGUUGUGACCCGAAAACGGCUGACGAGCCCUAAGAAGGAGCUCAGCACUGAUCUGCUUGCUGAAGAUAAAACCAUCGCACCAUCCAUCCCUAAACGUCCCAAAAAGAAUUUGCCAUCUCCUUCUUCAUCCUCAUCCUCAACCUCACUGGUGCCGUUGGUGAGCUCGGUGUCUCCACUUCCUGCUCAGCAGUUUGAGGAUCUUCAUUCUCAGAGAGUCAUCGCUAAUGUGAGGGAACGUCAGCGCACACAGUCUCUGAAUGACGCCUUCGCCUCGCUCAGGAAAAUCAUUCCCACACUGCCGUCCGACAAACUGAGCAAAAUUCAGAUUCUCAAACUCGCCUCACGCUACAUCGACUUCCUCUACCAGGUGCUGCAGAGCGACGACGGACAGAUGGACACCAAGAUGGCGAGCUGUAACUAUCUGGCACAUGAGAGACUGAGCUAUGCCUUCUCCGUGUGGAGGAUGGAGGGAGCCUGGUCCAUGUCAGCCACUCACUAACUCCAACACCUCCUCUGAUCAUAUUAACUCUGUGCAACCAGAGACACUCAGCUGGGUUUCAUAGUUUUAAUUAAUGCUACACAUGUUAAGCUCACCCUUUUACCAUGACCACACCCCUCAUCCUGACCAUGCCCCUUCACACUAUUGACACAAGUCAGGUGUCCAAAAGUCUUUCUUCAUCUAAUUUUCAUAAUUCAGUGUUCUUCUGACUCUCUGGCCCACUUCCUGGUUCUGCUCUCCGACCAAUCACAAAUGAGGUUAUUGUGAAUGUGUUUAUUAUGAGCUCAUUAGCGAUGCCACCGCUAAUCUGAAGGCUGUCCUUCUUAGAAACAUCAGCACUCCUGACCUUUGACCCUGAAUCUGAUUCUCUCUCUGAAACAAGGUGCAUUGUGGGUAUUCUGUAGAUUACAUCACAGGGACAACAACCACUGUGAAGACACAACAACAAAACUCACACAGCACUACAGAAUUCCAUGUGUUUAUCCCUCCGUGAUCUGAGAGAGGAUGAGAGGAAUGUGUUUCUCCACAGCAGUGUCUCUGGGAUUCAGUUUUCCUCCUGAUGUGUGUGGAUUUCAGCUCAGAUUCGACACAGAGAACUCACACCUCCUCAAUGUUUACACACUCCGCCUGCGUCACACUGUUCACAUACACAACUGAUAACUCACUAAUUAGCUGCUUAACGAGCAGGUUUACUCACUCGUCGACUCCAUCAGUGUCGUGCAGAAAUUAAUCAAAUGUCACAAUUUUACAAUUUUUAAAGAUUUAUUUUUUCCCUCUGAUUUUCCUGAAAAAUCACCUUCAACCAGCAGUUUGAAGAGGAAGUGUUUCACACUGCUUAAAGUGAACACUCAGAACACUACGCACACCCCUGAACACCCUGAACACCAUGAACACUCAACACCCUGAACACCUCUAAACACCAUGAACACUCUAAAUGGUGGUGCAGUGAUUAGCACUGUCGGCUUCCAGCAAGAAGGUUCUGAGUUCAAUCCCAGUGGCUGACGAGAGCCUUUCUGUGUGGAGUUCGUGUAACAGAGUUUAGCUGUUGAUUCCACUUGACACAGUGACAAGCAAUCAGAUUUGCUGUUACAUACAAUAUGCAUCAUGGACACUCACUGGUUGCCAUGGCUCCCCUCAGCACAUAAAUACUAGCUGUGACGUCACCUCAGUACCAGUACGUGAGGAUUGAGCCCAUGCUGUGCCGAGAGACUGCUGUAUGGACGUGACCAACCAGUGGGUUUCCUUGCUGUCCUACAGGCAAUAAAAGUGCAUUCAAACACUGAGAAAGUGUCGGCCUUUGCCACAGAAACACAACACAACUCAGACAGCGGUUACAUUUGCAUGUUCUCCCCGUGUCCGCGUGGGUUUCCUCCGGGUGCUCAGGUUUCCCCCACAGUCCAAAGACAUGCAGGUUAGGUUAAUGGUUAAUAUCUGGGCUGCGUUCCCUGGUCAGAUAACGAGUAGUACCGUAUGGCGGCUGCCUGUGACGCCUUUGCAUGCCUUCGACUCGGCCAUGUUGAACUGCAUCCUUCACAGUUCAGCUAUCCAGCUGCAAGAAAGGAUGAUUAGCCGCUCUAAAUAAAUAAACACCCUGAACACUCCAAACACCCUGAACACUCCAAACACCCUGAACACUCCAAACUCUCUGAACACCCUGAACACUACAAACUCUCUGAACACCCUGACCACUCAAAACACUCUGAACACCCUGACCACUCCAAACACCCUGAUCACCCUGAACACUCCAAACACUCUGAACGCCCUGAACACUCCAAACACCCUGAGCACUCCAAACACCCUGAACACCCUGAACACUCCAAACACUCUGAACGCCCUAAACACUCCAAACACCCUGAGCACUCCAAACACCCUGAACACCCUGACCACUCCAAACACCCUGAACACCCUGAGCACUCCAAACACUCUGAACGCCCUGAACACUCCAAACACCCUGAACACUCCAAACACUCUGAACACCCUGAGCACUCCAAACACUCUGAACGCCCUGAACACUCCAAACACCCUGAACACUCCAAACACUCUGAACACCCUGAGCACUCCAAACACUCUGAACGCCCUGAACACUCCAAACACCCUGAACACUCCAAACACUCUGAACACCCUGAGCACUCCGAACACCCUGAACACCCUGAGCACUCCAAACACUCUGAACGCCCUGAACACUCCAAACACCCUGAACACUCCAAACACUCUGAACACCCUGAGCACUCCAAACACUCUGAACGCCCUGAACACUCCAAACACCCUGAACACUCCAAACACUCUGAACACCCUGAGCACUCCAAACACUCUGAACGCCCUGAACACUCCAAACACCCUGAACACUCCAAACACUCUGAACACCCUGAGCACUCCAAACACCCUGAACACCCUGAGCACUCCAAACACCCUGAACGCCCUGAACACUCCAAACACCCUGAACACUCCAAACACUCUGAACACCCUGAGCACUCCAAACACUCUGAACGCCAUGAACACUCCAAACACCCUGAACACUCCAAACACUCUGAACACCCUGAGCACUCCAAACACUCUGAACGCCCUGAACACUCCAAACACCCUGAACACUCCAAACACUCUGAACACCCUGAGCACUCCAAACACCCUGAACACCCUGAGCACUCCAAACACUCUGAACGCCCUGAACACUCCAAACACCCUGAGCACUCCAAACACUCUGAACACCCUGAGCACUCCAAACACUCUGAACACCCUGAACACUCCAAACACUCUGAACACCCUGAACACUCCAAACUCUCUGAACACCCUGAACACUCCAAACACUCUGAACACCCUGAACACUCCAAACAGUCUGACCACUACAAACUCUCUGAACACCCUGAACACUGACUUGUUCAUCAGGAAUCUAAAUAUAAAUCUGCAUCUUCAUUUCUCUGAAGCUGCACCCUGAC